Messenger RNA from Ctenopharyngodon idella (grass carp), 1991 nucleotides. RefSeq names its product general transcription factor IIIA, b (gene gtf3ab). The coding region runs from base 78 to 1052 and encodes 324 amino acids. Gene Ontology annotation, cellular component: nucleus. The transcript is spliced from 9 exons. The record is from RefSeq and is a predicted model, not a curated record. NCBI's taxonomy places the organism in Eukaryota, Metazoa, Chordata, Actinopteri, Cypriniformes, Xenocyprididae.
UGCUCAAUGAAAUUCUUUUGUUGUGGGCCAAGACCGACCUGCCACCAUUUGACAACAGCAGUUUAUAAUCGACUAGAAUGGGUGAAAGAGUUCAACACCCGAAUAAACAUUUCAUUUGUUCUUUCGCUGACUGUAAAUCGACGUUUUCAAAGCUGUGGAAGUUGGAAGCGCAUUACUGCAGACACACGGGACUGAAGCCGUUUGCUUGUGGAAACUGCGAGAAGAGCUUUUGUACCCGUUACCAGCUCACCCGACAUCAACUGAGCCACAGUGGGGAGAAACCCUACCUUUGCUCAGUCAGUGGGUGUUCAAAUGCGUUCUCCACGCCUGGCAGCUUGAGGAACCACGUUGCUCAUGUUCACCAUCACAAAGAGAGGUAUUAUGUGUGUAACCAUCAAGGCUGUGGAAAGGAGUUUCGUAAGAAAAAGCAACUGAAGAUUCACAUGUGUGAGCACACAAAUGAGUUGCCCUUUGAAUGUGACUUUGAGGGAUGCAACAACAAAUUUGUUUCCUCUAAAGCUCUAAAACGACAUGGGAAGGUACAUGAAGUUUACCUAUGUGGUGAGGAGUACUGCAACUUCAAAGGAAAAACUUGGUCAGCGUAUCAAAAGCACAAAAAGACUGCACACAGAGUAACCCUGCCAUGUGAUCAAUGCAAGAAGAUCUUCCACAAUGCCUGGUUUUUGCAGAAGCACAAACAAUCUGUUCACUCUGGGGAGCGGCGCAUGUUUAAGUGCUCCAGAGAGGGCUGUCAAAAGAGCUACACCAAAAGCUUCAACCUCCAGAACCACAUUCUGGUCUUCCAUGAGGGAAAGCGUGACUUUACCUGCUCUUUUGCAGGCUGUGGAAAAGCCUUUGCUAUGCAGGAAAGCCUGAAGAGGCAUUCUGUAGUCCAUAACCCUCAGAAGUCAAAACUGCAGAAGCCAAAAGUCAAGCAGUGCAAACGCAAGACGACUCCAUCCAAAACUAAACUGUCAGAUGCAGCUAAACUAUCUGAGCAUCUUAAAAAUGUGUCCUUGAACAAGACUGGAUCAAAGAAGCCAUUGCCUUAAUUUUUUCUCUUUCAUGGAACAAUCCCCUUUUGUCCCAUAGUUUCCUUAGUUUCUAAGUUUUGUUGAGUUUAUACAGACAUGAUGAUUUCAGUUUAGAUUCAUUUAUGAAAUAAAUGAUCACUGCUGCAACUUUUGUUUUGUGGUGAAUAAAGUUCAUGAUGGUGGAAGAGGAACAGUCUCUGCUCACGUUGACUUUCAAAAAGAUAGCUUAUGCAGUCGAUUGGGACCUGCAAUCCAGCCCAACCUCUACCAUUGACCUAAAAAUUUGAUGUCAAAGGCAGUUGGCAGUUUAUAGAGCUCUGCAGUGACAAUGUAUAACACCCUGGUUCCCUCUACUACAACCUAAUAGGAUUUUCCAUUGACUUUGAUUAUUGCAGAAAAUGAGCUCUGUCAAGCAAAAGUGUCUUAGAUGUUUUGUUCAUGAUAAUCUUCACAAAUGAACUACUUUUAUGAGUUCUGAAGCCUAAAUACAGUCACCAGAAGUAAAAAGCUAAACAUAGGCUAUAAAUGAACUACACCAGAGUUGCAUCACUUAAACAUCACCACUGAAAGUUUGAGUUAGAAUAGAUGGCAAAAAAGUGGACUAGUGACUAGACGAGUUCACCUGUUUGGUGUGACAUUUAAUGUCCCUGACAACCUCUGUUGUCCCAUUUAGCCACUUGUUAGCAACCACCUUUUUCAAGACAAGUAAAAGCUGUAAAAUGUUACUAUUGAUGUAUUUUAUGUCAUGAAAUAAAGUGUGAAAAUAUCUUAAGCUUGUGUUAACCACAAACCUUAUUUUAGGUUUAUUUUAACCUUUUGUACUUCAUGAAGAUUUUUAGGUUGUGUACACUGAUACUUUUUUUUUUUUUUUUUUUUUUUUUCUGUAGUUACUUUUUUUCCUGCUAGAUGGUGUAGUUAUGGCAUUUACCAGCAGGAGCUAAUGGGGGACAUGCUUAA